Messenger RNA from Neolamprologus brichardi, 4960 nucleotides. Lineage: Eukaryota; Metazoa; Chordata; Actinopteri; Cichliformes; Cichlidae. The record is from RefSeq and is a predicted model, not a curated record.
GAUCAUAGUAGCUCUGCAGAGGAGGGGGCCAGCCUGAUUUAUGCUCAGCUAGAGAAAAUCAUCAAGCAGGAAUUGCUGGGUCUUGAAGUAGCAGAUGUUGAGUCUAAGGACUCUGGGAUGGACGAGGGGUGCGAAGAAGACUCGGGAGAUGUGCUGUGGGACCUACAUGAUGAGCAGGAGCAGAUCGAGGCCUAUCAGCAGGCUUGUAGCGGCACCACCUCACAAUUAAGCUUCCAGAAGUAUAUAGAUCGUUUGAAUGACAUGAUAGCUGCUCCCCCUCCAACACCACCUCUCCUGGUAUCUGGGGGUCCAGGCUCAGGAAAAUCUCUUUUACUCUCCAAAUGGAUCGAGCUCCAACAGAAACAAUCCCCCAACACCUUGUUUCUUUAUCAUUUUGUUGGUCGCCCACUUUCAACAAGCUCAGAGCCAGUUCUCAUUAUCAAACGCCUCACAGUUAAACUGCUGCAGCACUUCUGGUCCAUUUCCGGCUUAUCCAUGGAGCCCAGUAAGAUCUUAGAAGAGUUUCCCCGCUGGCUUGAAAGACUGUCAGCGCGCCAUCAAGGAAACAUUAUCAUCAUCAUUGACUCCAUUGACCAAAUACAGCAAGCAGAAAAACACAUGAAGUGGCUAAUUGACCCUCUGCCUGUCAAUGUCAGAGUGGUGGUGUCUGUCAAUGUAGAGACUUGCCCUCAGGCUUGGAGGUUGUGGCCCACACUCCACUUAGACCCACUGAGUCCCAGAGAGGUCAGGAGUAUAGUCAAUGCAGAGUGCCAGAGCAUGGAUCUCAAACUUACUAGGGAUCAGGAGAAGAAGCUGGAAAGGCACUGUCGCUGUGCAUCGACAUGCAAUGCAUUAUAUGUCACACUGCUGGCAAGGAUGAUCACCAGUAGAUCCUGUGGGUUGCUGGAGAAGAGCCUGGAGCAGUGUCUGCAGUGUCAGGACACCAUGUCACUUUACCGCCUGGCACUCAAAAUGACAUUGAACUCUCUCAGCACGGACAGAGAGCGCCACAUUAUGAGAGAGAUACUGGGCCUUGUAUGUGCCAGCCAUAAUGGAGUGAGUGAAUCAGAGGUACUAGAUCUUUUCCCAGAGGUAGAGUUGCCUGUCCUGUCCUCUCUGCUGUACCUGUUGAACAGACUCUGCAUUGUAACACUCCGUUGUGGACUCAUCAGGUUUCAACAUCUACAGGCUUGGGAAGCUGUGAGGCUAGAGUUUCUGACUGGAGGAAGUAGCUCCACCACUUAUAGAGAGAAACUAAUUCAUUACUUCAACCAGCAACUCAGCCAAGAUCGAGUGACGUGGCGUGUCGCAGAUGAGCUUCCCUGGCUGCUCCAGCAGGAGGAGGACAAACCUAAACUGCAGCUCAGCCUCUUGAACUUGUUUGUCUCUCAAAAUCUCUACAAGAGGGGUCAUUUCUCUGAGCUCUUGGCCUACUGGCAGUAUGUCGGCAAAGACAAAAGCUCCAUGGCCACCGAGUAUUUUGACUCUCUGAAGCGCUACGAGAAGAGCUGCGAGAGUGAAGACAGCAUGACCAGGCUCGCAAAUCUGUAUGAGACUUUGGGACGUUUCCUCAAAGAUCUGGGCCUCCCUAGUCAGGCUGUAGCACCUUUACAAAGGUCUCUUGAGAUUAGAGAGACAGCCUUGGAUCCAGACCAUCCCAGUGUAGCUCGCUCUCUGCACCAGCUGGCUGGAGUUUAUGUCCAAUGGAAGAAGUAUGGAAAUGCUGAGCAGCUGUACAAGCAAGCCCUUGAGAUAAGCGAGAAUGCCUACGGAGCCGAGCAUGCCAGUGUGGCUCGAGAACUGGAGUCACUCGCCAUGCUCUAUCAGAAGCAAAACAAGUAUGAACAAGCAGAGAAACUCAGGAAGAGGUCUAUGAAGAUCCGUCAGAAAACUGCUCGACAGAAAGGUCAUAUGUAUGGCUUCAGUUUGUUGAGGCGCAGAGCCCUGCAGCUGGAAGAGCUGACCCUAGGAAAAGACUCUGCAGACUGUGCCAAAACUUUAAAUGAACUGGGUGUUCUUUAUUACCUCCAGAACAACCUAGAUGCAGCCAAGGUGUUUUUAACCCGCUCUUUGGAGAUGCGCCAGCGGGUCCUCGGUCCUGAUCACCCGGACUGUGCUCAGUCACUCAACAACCUGGCUGCACUGCACACUGAAAGGAGAGAAUAUGAAGCAGCUGAGGACAUGUAUGAAAGGGCUCUAGACAUCCGCAAGAAAGCCUUGUCUCCUGACCACCCUUCUCUGGCAUACACACUCAAACACCUCGCCAUGCUCUAUAAACGCAGAGGGAAACUAGAGAAGGCUGUUCCACUUUAUGAGCUCUCGCUGGAUAUCAGGGAAAAAAGUUUUGGCCCCAAGCACCCCAGUGUAGCCACCGCACUGGUCAACCUGGCAGUAAUCUACUGCCAACUGAAGAAGCACAGCGAUGCCUUGCCCCUUUAUGAACGAGCACUGAAAAUCUACGAGGACAGUUUGGGUCGCUCUCAUCCACGGGUUGGGGAGACCCUCAAAAACCUGGCUGUGCUAAGCUAUGAAGAGGGCGAAUUCGAGAAGGCAGCAGAGCUUUACAAGCGUGCAAUGGAGAUCAAAGAGGCAGAGCCAUCAUUAGUGUGUGGUAACGCCCCAUCUCGCCAUUCCUCCAGCGGAGACGCAUUUAGUGUGAGAGGACCUGCUCCCCUCCCACAUGCUCAGAGUGCUGGACAGUCAAACCCAACUUUCCUAAUCCAGACGCCGUCAAACAGUUAUGUUCUCAGGAAGCAACCCCCAGGUGAGCUGUUGCCAGGAGCUCACAAGGUGGACAGGGAGUAUCGAGUGCAGAAGGUCCUCUUCUCUGUUGGUUUCCCCGUUCCACAGCCCCUUCUGUACUGCGCUGAUAUUGAAGUCAUUGGAACAGAGUUCUACUUAAUGCAACAUGUGAAGGGGCGCAUAUUCAGGGAUCUUCGUCUACCUGGAGUGAGUCCAGCAGAGAGAACAGCUCUGUAUGUGGCUGCGGUGGAAGUCCUGGCAAAGCUGCACUCACUGGAUCUGCCAUCACUGAACCUUGAAGCAUAUGGAAGAGGGCCAGGUUAUUGCAGAAGACAAGUUUCCACCUGGACCAAGCAGUACACUGCGGCAGCCCACAGAGACAUUCCAGCCAUGAAUGAACUGUCUGAUUGGUUGAUGAAAAAUCUACCAGCCAGUGACAAUGAGGUGACCCUUGUCCACGGAGAUUAUCGACUGGAUAACUUAAUAUUCCAUCCAACAGAGGCGCAUGUGAUCGCUGUGUUGGACUGGGAGCUUUCUACCACUGGACAGCCACUGGCAGAUCUGGCCUACUUCCUUAUGCCACAAUACUGGCCUGCAAGUCUCAGCGUUAUCAGCACGAUGGGCAGUUUAAAAGGAAUAGAGGGUAUCCCAACUGUGGAAGACCUGAUCUCCAUUUACUGCAGGUGCCGGGGGAUCCCCCCUGCAUUGCCACAACUGAAUUUCUACUUGGCCCUGUCUGUCUUUAAAAUGGCAGGAAUUGCCCAGGGGAUCUACGCUCGUCACCUCCUGGGUAAUGCCAGUGCACCAAAUGCAGCUCAGUUUGGCCAGUGUGUGGAGCCCUUGGCUAAGGUUGCCUUGCAGCUUGGGCAGAGGCCCCUCACAGGUCCAACAAAGGACAGAUUGUUUUUCCAGACAGCUAAAGGUCGGGCUGUUCUCCAGCAGGUCAAAGAUUUCAUGAGACAAUAUGUGCUUCCUGCUCAGAAGGAGGUUGCACAGUAUUACACCAAACACGCUGAGUCUCCACAGAGAUGGCACACCCCUCAAAUUAUAGAGGAUCUGAAGAUUAAAGCCAGGGAAGCCGGGCUGUGGAACCUGUUCCUGCCUGCAGUCAGUGGGCUCACCCAGCUGGAUUAUGCCUAUAUUGCUGAAGAAACCGGCCGCUGUGUGUUUGCCCCUGAAGUCUUUAACUGCCAGGCUCCUGACACAGGAAAUAUGGAAGUGCUCCACAUGUUUGGCAGUGAGGAGCAGAAGAAGAAAUGGCUGGAACCUUUACUCAGAGGAGAGAUUCGCUCCUGCUUCUGUAUGACAGAACCUGAUGUGGCCUCCAGUGAUGCAACCAACAUGGAGUGUAGUCUUCACAGGGAUAAAGACGACUACAUCAUAAAUGGGAAAAAAUGGUGGAGCAGCGGUGCCGGCAAUCCCCAGUGCAAAGUGGCCAUUGUCAUGUGCAGGAGCGGCAUUCGGGAUGAAAAAAUCAGGCACAGCCAGCACAGUAUGAUCCUCGUACCUAUGAACACAGCAGGUGUAAAGCUCAUCAGACCACUCACUGUGUUCGGUCAGGAUGAUGCGAUCCAUGGUGGCCACUUUGAAGUGCAUUUUGAAAAUGUGCGCGUACCCGCCUCCAGCAUUAUUCUAGGGGAGGGCAGGGGAUUUGAGAUUGCCCAAGGUCGCCUGGGGCCAGGCAGGCUGCACCACUGUAUGAGAGCUGUCGGACUAGCAGAGUUGGCAUUGGAGCUACUCUGCCAGCGGGCUGCCACCAGACACACCUUUGGAAAACAACUGUACCAGCAUAUUGCUAUGAUCAAGGUUGCAGCAGGAAGAAUGGCCUGCAAGGUGGUGGACAUAGCCAUACAGGUAUAUGGUGGUGCAGGUGUGUCUGGAGACGUUCCACUAGCACAGAUGUACUCGUAUGUGCGGACUCUGCGCAUCGCUGAUGGACCAGAUGAGGUGCACCUCUCCUCUAUAGCCUAUUUGGAACUCAGAGAUCAACUAAAGAAGGCACAGGCAAAGCUCUAAAAACAUGGCCACAGCUUCAUUACACUGCAGUAAACUAUUACUGCCCCGAUAAGCAUUUUUGGCCCUAAAGUGAGAUUGCUUGAUUUUUAUUCACUAUUUGCAAAAACACUGAAAUGAAAAACCUUACUAAACAUACUACCUGUAAAGAAGCACCCUUCCAUAUGUGCCAGAUGAAAAUCAAAUAAAACAUGAUUAAAGUGUC